AUGAAAUUAGAAGACAUCUACGGGUGCCCUUAUGACUUUAUUGAAGUGUUCGAUGGACGGCAAGUUGCCUCACUCUCCAUGGGCAGAUUUUGUGCUGGGGCAGAGCUCACCUUCCUCUCCUCUUCAAACAUCAUGACUGUGGUGUUCAGAAGUGAUGCCAUGAUCACCAACACAGGGUUUUAUGCUCUGUACAAUGCCAUUCAACAAGAUGAAAGGGAGAGUGGUGCAUCCCUGAGACUGGUGAAUGGCAGUCACAGGUGUGAGGGCCGGGUGGAGGUCUUCUACAAUGGCACCUGGGGCACAGUGUGUGAUGACAGCUGGGACAUAACAGACGCCAGGGUGGUGUGCCAACAGCUUGGCUGUGGUGAGGCCUUGUCAGCCCCAGCUCAGAGCUACUUUGAUGGAGGCACUGGCCACAUCAUGCUGGAUGAUAUGCAGUGCAUGGGGAAUGAAGCCAGGCUGUGGCAAUGCACACACAAUGGAUGGUUCUCCCACAACUGCGGGCACCAUGAGGAUGCCAGCGCCAUCUGCUCAGUAUUCACCUCCUCCUCAAAUCGCUUGACGGUGGUUUUCCACAGCGACGCUAUUGUCACCAACAUGGGCUUUUUUGCAUCCUAUGAGUCUCUUGUGCAAGACGAGAACAAUACCGAUGUGGCCCUCAGGCUGGCCGGAGGCAGCCACCGGUGCGAGGGCCGCGUGGAGCUGCACUACAACGGCACCUGGGGGACCGUGUGUGACGACAGCUGGGACCCGCGUGACGCGCAGGUGGUGUGCAGGCAGCUGGCCUGCGGCAGGGCGGUGUCGGCCCCCGGCAGGGCGCAUUUCCACCAAGGUGUGGGCCCCAUUGCUCUGGACGACGUGGAGUGCGUGGGGACGGAAGCCAGGCUGUGGCAGUGCCUGCACAGCGGCUGGUUCUCCCACAACUGCGGCCACCACGAGGAUGCCGGCGUCAUCUGCUCAGGUGGGCUUGAUGCUGACACAAGCGGGUGGGCGAAAUGA
Molecule: messenger RNA, 999 nt
Organism: Leopardus geoffroyi (Geoffroy's cat)
Lineage: Eukaryota; Metazoa; Chordata; Mammalia; Carnivora; Felidae
Product: putative DMBT1-like protein
Exons: 5
Coding region: 1-999 (332 amino acids)
Cellular component (GO): membrane
Source: RefSeq, a predicted model, not a curated record